UGUAAGGAUCGGCAAAGCUAUAAAAAACUUUAUUUGAGAAAACUUAGUUUAAAAAUCAAGUUCAGAAAAUUUUAUAUAAUGCGCUUUAUGAAUAAAUCGGAUAAAAUGCAUUUUGGUCAACUCUCGCCGAAGAUGGUUGAUAUUCCUAUCCAUUCACCAUGUUGUGCUGUGUUGAUGAACUCGAAAGACACAGGGAAAAUAGGAGACAAAUCUAAGACAAAAUCGGACGAAUGCAGUCGUUCAAAAUUUUGCGGAAAGAAAUGUAUUAUUUUAAGCACAGUAGGCUCUCUUUUACUGAUAAUGACCUUGUUGAGAUUCGUGUUUCUUAUAAUAUUCGUGAAUAAUACUCCAGCUCGCGUUCAGCCGGAAUCACGCAUGGAACGAAUCAUUAAGCAAAGUUAUCUUCUUGCUAGAUCGACGGAAAGAAUGAUCGAUAAAGACUCAUCUUUCAGAAAUCAAACGAAGCUCACGAACCAGAUAACGCAAGCUGUAGAAGACGAUGCGUUUCCGACGAUGAAUGGAGGAGACAUGCGUUUCAAACGAGAAAUAUCACGCGCGAGAAGAGACUGCGAGAUGAGCGCUGAACGUUGCGAGAUGCUGUUGCAGACGAUGGAAAGCUAUCUCAAGACGCUCAAGAAUAAUGCGCUAAGCGACGAAAAUCCCGUACCCGUAUUGGACAUUUUAAAGUGUCUGCGGUGCAAGAAUCUGCAAUCGUCUAUCGCAAAAAAAUUCAACGAGGAUCCUAUGCGAUCGCAGGAUCAAUAUUUCCCCCUUGGGAAAGUCGAGCAAAGUCGCUCGAACGAUUCCGGCAUCAUCGCCAUCAAAUUGCUGGAUGAGGAAGAGGUUAAACGGGCGGAAGUAAAUCGAAUGGAAGCGGUGAAAAUCCAAGUGACGACUUCUCUUAUAAGCAACAUACCGCAGGAUUCUGCGAAUCAAUCAUUGAGAAACGAUUCAUCGGGAACCAUCACUAGUUCAUCAGUUAAUGGCACAAAUUAUAAUAAUAGUCAACAGAUAGAUACAAAUACGGCUGGUAUUAAUAACAGCUCGACGAUGAGCAUAAAUAAAGAAUCGGAUAAUUUAAUGACAAUCGACUCGCGUACAAUGACGAGCCGAAUCAAUGAGAACAGUUCUUCCGCAUCAAACGUCGAUCAACAAAUUGAAAGUGGAAGUAUUACGAGUGAAACGGUAACGCUGCAGUUUAAUGCAACGGAGUUGAAUAACACGACACAAUAUACCGUCGCAAAAGACGAUACAAUAUCCAAAAGAAUCACCGAUUAUUCAGUCGAAUCAACUGAAGCAAAUACGCGAUAUACCAUUAAUAUCAUAAAACAGAUUGAGAUUACUGAAAACGUGACGAGUAUGCCAGCAGGAUACGACGUGACAGAAAUCGACAACGAUGAUGACAACGCGACGUAUCCUUCAGUGCAACCUUCGCUGGAAGGUCACCCGGAAAAUCAAUCGGCUACAACGAUAAACGGAUCAACGAAAGAUCACAGCGUUUUCAGUAAAUUCACAUCGGACGAUCGUUCUGAAACGAAGAACAGCAGCGAGCAACCCAUUCAAGCAACUUCUGAGAGCACGAAAUCCUUCCAGCAAUUGCAGAUGUUACCCACGAUGUUACAUGCCGUUUGCAUUUAUGAUUAUUCAGUUAACCAGUCUUCUAAUAUGCCGUUUCCAGCGUUCUUUUAUCCAGAUUCGUCUGAUCCUUCCAUUAUGCAAAAUCAUAAAUUUCCAUUCCCAAAGUCAUCUUAUCGAGGUUCCCCGCCGUCGAAUUACAUGCAACUGCAGACGAAUACGAUGCAGUUUAUGCCGAGAUUCGGUUAUGCUGGCAAUCUGCCGCAAACUCAAGUAGCGAGACAAGAUACCGGUCUUACGGGAUCAACACCAAACGUAUCACCGAUCAAUCAACAGCCAAUGGAAAAGCCGUACUUUUGCGGCUACAUGUCAUUGCCGAUUCUUCACCUCUCGUCGAUCUCUGACACGUUGCCAUCUGGUCGUUUCUCUGUUGACAAUGUGAAGGAUUCUCCGCCGGAAGGACCACGAAAACUUUUUCAAAAGGAUGGGACUGUCAUAUCGCAGGACGACUCAGUGUACAAGUGUCCUAAAAAUUAUUAUCAGUGUGAUAAUCUGUUCUGCAUUCCGGAGAUUAAUAGGUGCGACGGUCGUGUUAAUUGCUUUGAUGUCAGCGAUGAAACGAGCUGCUCCUGCAAGGAUCGGGUAUCACAAGAUCAAAUUUGCGACGGUUAUUUUGAUUGCCCACAUGGAGAGGAUGAGCUCGGUUGUUUCGAUUGCCCGGCAGACUCUUUCAGUUGUAAUUACGAUCCAAAUAAUCCACUGAAACAUAGUUGUGUGCCACUUUCGCAACGUUGCGACGGUAUUGAACAAUGUUCUAACGGAAAAGACGAACUGGACUGCACUAUACUUUCGGAAUCCUACAUAAGUCCAAAAGAUAUAUCUACUGUUGGUUAUACUCAAGGAUAUUUGCAUAAAAACGUACAAGGACAAUGGUAUCCCGUUUGUUCGGCCACAUCUUCAUGGGCAAUUGAUGCCUGUUUAUCGGAAAUUGGUCAACCGCUAACAGCUAUGCCGGAUAUACAAAGGAUACGUGUGCCUGAAAACGUCUUUCAAGAUCCUUACGUAAAAGAAAUAGACGGUCAGAUAAAAUUGGCAUCGUGUUCGGGUACGGCAAUAUUCGUAAAGUGUCCGCCGUUACCGUGUGGCAUAAAAACCAUCCCCCAUCAGGAUUUUUCCUAUAUUGUCGAUACAAUGAGAAACGAUUAUGCAUACAAAAGGCAGGCAAAGGAACAACACGUCUCGUAUAAGUUCAAUAAGCUUUAUCAAGAAACACUGAGGCUAUUGGAUACGAAUUCGGCGUUCGAGAAGAAAGAGCAAGAUCAAAACGACACCCUCGUCGGGGCACAAUCACGAGUGGUCGGCGGUCGAGCGAGUCAGCCCAAAGCCUGGCCAUUUCUGGUUGCCAUUUAUAAAGACGGUCAUUUCCAUUGCGGUGGCGUUAUUAUCAGUGAAAUACACGUACUCACCGCGGGUCACUGCAUGGAUGGAUACGAGAAACAUUAUUACGAGAUACAAGCUGGCACGCUCAGACGAUCUUCAUUUUCACCGACGGGUCAGUCGAGGAGAGCGAAAUUCAUAGUUCUUCAUCCGGAUUACGAAAAAAAACAUAUGCAGAACGACGUAUCACUUGUCAUGCUGGACAAACCGUUCAUUUUCAACCGAUGGGUUCGCCAGGUUUGCUUGCCAUCGCCAAGUAUCAUGGGCCCUGAAUGGGAAGAGGAACCAUCACCAUUAUCUAUGUGCGUUGCUAUUGGAUGGGGAGCCUUAAGAGAAGAUGGACCAAAUUCGGAUUAUUUGCGAGAAGUGGAAGUACCGAUCUUGCCAAAAUGCAAGCAUUUGCCCGAUCGGAAUAAGGCCACAAUCUGUGCAGGAUAUCCUGAAGGUGGCCAGGAUACUUGUCAAGGUGAUAGUGGUGGUCCUUUGAUGUGCAGAAGACAAGAUUUUGAUUUACAAGCGAUAUGGUACGUGGCGGGUAUAGUUAGUCAUGGUGACGGAUGCGCGCGUCCAAACGAGCCGGGUGUUUACAUGAAAAUAAGUUAUUUCUUGGACUGGAUUCAACAAAUGUCUGGUAUGUUAAAUAAUUUUAUGGAGCCCUUUUAUGAUUUUGAAAGACCUUUGGCCAAUUGUCCAACAUUUAGCUGCGACGAUGGAAAGUGUUUGCCGAUAGAACGACGUUGUAAUCGAAUUAUAGAUUGUUUGAACGGAGAAGAUGAAAUUGAAUGUUACCUGUCUGAAGUAUCGAAUAUGAAUAAUAUCAAAUACAAACAAUCAAACUCCGAUGAAAUAGUAAAAUCACAAACAGAUAAAAUAUUCGACGAUAAAAAUAUGAAAAAUCAAAUGAGCACGGAAGCAAUUCCCAUCUUUACUUCUCACCGUUUCUUCUAUAAAAUACAGACCGAUAUUAAUGAAGACUCUAAUAUGUUAAAUACUACAGUAACACCUAAAACAACAAGCGUUAGAUCAACGUUCACAUGCAAGAGAUUGAUUCAAACUAUAACGAUCAAUAAGAGAUGCGAUAAGCACUUGGAUUGCGAGGACGCUACCGAUGAAGAGGACUGCACUUGUCGAGAUUACCUGUCGAAUCAGCAACCAAUGGCGAUUUGCGACGGACAUUUGGAUUGUUACGAUGAAACGGAUGAAAAAGAUUGCGGUAUAUGCGGAGCCGACGAGUUUUACUGCUUUAGGAGCGAAGGGUGCAUCCCGAUAAUGAAUAAAUGCGACGGCUACCUUGAUUGUCCUUUGAACGAGGACGAACUUGAUUGCCUUGCAUUGACUGACGGAGAAUAUGUAAAUGUGAACAGCGAUGAUCAGACAGUUUUAAAUAUGGAGGGUUUACUCAGUAGAUAUUAUGAUGGAACGUGGCACGUGCAGUGUCUCGAAGCAGAGAUAUUGGCUAAUAAUACCGUAACGUCGAUGAUCGGACAGAAUUUAUGCGAAUAUCUUGGAUUUGCAAAUCCGCAGUCAAUGGAUAAAGUCGUCGCGAAUAAGACGGUGCUGGAAACGAGAUUCUGGCGAAAGUCGGAUAACAUUACAAGUUACGAACCUUCACCGGGGCACGUCGCGGCGAGCGAAGAAAACGAGACCUGUACGACGCUACGGAUUCGCUGCAGACAGGUUUUGAGCAGCAGCGUUGACUCGCACCUGAUCGUCGAUCCGAGAACCGGCAAUCGUACUUACCUGUGGCCAUGGCUGGCCGCUAUCUUCGUCGACGGCCAUUAUCGCUGCUCGGCCUUGCUUGUGGAACCAGACUGGCUUCUGUCCAGCUCGAGCUGCACGAAAGAUAUAAAAUUAUCGGUGAAUUAUACGACAGCAUUGCUUGGACAAAGCCGCUCGUACCUUUACGUCGACGGCCCUCACCAACAGAUUUCGGUCGUUGAUGAAAUCAGGAACGUGAAAUCGGAAGUCUCCUUGCUCCAUUUGAAAACUGCAACGAAUCUUACUCGUUACGUUCAACCAUUAUUUAUAGAAAAGAAAAUCUACCCGCCAGUAAAGAACGAUUUAUGCGUUGCUGUCGGUACAAACAAGGAAUACGUGACACAAUCGAUCUUUCUGCAACCGGUCCUUGAAAAUUGCGAAAAUUGUUAUCGCUGCUUUGUUGAAGCUUCAGAUUUCAAAUGUCGGAUCAAUGAAACUUCAUCGGAUUGGAGCGGAACUGUGUUCUGUCGAAACGAGAAAGGAUGGUAUCCCACGGCAGUAUUUCACGAAAACGACGAUUUGUGCAAUUUCCAAAGCAUGCAAAACUUGACGAGCAUCGAUUACAUCCACGCUUUCUUCAUACAUUCUUUAGAAACAGAUUUAGAGCCAACACCGGAACCAACAUGCGAUGGCGUUCGAUGCAAUAUUGGACAGUGCAUCCCUUGGAAUCAAGUAUGCGAUGAUAUAGUAGACUGUCGAGAUGGUUCGGACGAGAAAGACGAAAUGUGCGUGCGCGAAAUGCAACAAACUAGAAACAGUAGUAAUAAACCUAAAAAAUGUGCAAAGUCGGAGUUGCAAUGCAAGAAUGGUGAAUGCAUCCCGAAGAGCGCAUUUUGUGACGAUAAAGUGGACUGUUCAGACGGAACGGACGAACCCAUAACAUGCACCUGCGCGGAAUACUUAAGGCUAACAAUACCGAAACGGCUGUGCGACGGUGUGCGACAUUGUCUCGAUAAAACCGACGAGUCGCCGAAAAUGUGUCAAUGCACACAAACUAGCUUCAAAUGCAACACAACAAACGACAAUGUCUGCAUCUCGCAAGAUUUCGUGUGUGAUGGUGACAAAGAUUGUCCGAAUGGCGAAGACGAAGAGGAAUGCACAAAGAUUGAAGAAUCGACAGAUAACAGACCUGGUACGGGAGAAGUGAUGCAACAAUCUUAUGGCGUAUGGCAUUCUCAGUGUUUUUCGUCACCAGUAACAUCGCAGGAAGAAGCAACGAUCGUAUGCCAAAAGCUCGGUUAUACAGAUGGAAAGAUUGAUUUUGAAAAUCAAACUUUGAGCGAGCCUGUUGUUCCGUCUCGUGACGAUUUUUAUAUGGUACGAUUAAAUCCGAACACAUGGAUAACGAUGCGCCAUGAUAAACCACUUAUAACUUUGGUCCAACCGGAAGAACCCUGCCACCGUCUCUUCGUCACAUGUAAUUCAUGAAAAGCAUAAAAGAGUAAGAUAUUCAUUAGAUUAUUUUUAUUCUACAUCCUAUUAAACGAUGCUUGAAGGGCGAUAAUAUUUUUUUCACUUUAAAAAUUAAUUUAGGAAACAUAAAACAUGAUCUAUUUCACACUCGUUUCAUAUAUUCGUUAAUUUAUUUAGUUGUAAUGAGACUACAA
Molecule: messenger RNA, 6377 nt
Organism: Camponotus floridanus (Florida carpenter ant)
Lineage: Eukaryota; Metazoa; Arthropoda; Insecta; Hymenoptera; Formicidae
Gene: ndl
Product: serine protease nudel
Exons: 25
Coding region: 79-6198 (2039 amino acids)
Biological process (GO): proteolysis
Cellular component (GO): plasma membrane
Molecular function (GO): protein binding; serine-type endopeptidase activity
Source: RefSeq, a predicted model, not a curated record